ACUACCUUCACCCCCGCGGCCGCCGGGCCGCGCCCAGCGGCGGCUCCUUCGCAGCGCUCAGCCUGUGGGGCCGCGGGAGCCGCAGAGCGCGCGUGGGUGCGGCACCGGUGAGCUCCCGGGAGCGGCCAGCGGAUCUCAGGAGUGAUCCCCUCCCGGCGGGGCCACCGCCGCUGCUGCCACCACUUCGGGGCGGGGCCCAGGCCGGGGGUGGGGCGCCAGGCGGGCGCGGCGCUAUUUCCAGCCCUGCCGAAGGCUUCGCUAGCACUUCGCUGGGAGCCUUCCCGGCGCGCGAGCCGCAUCCCGCGUUGCUGUGGGGAGGAGAGAGGAGCAGGCAGCGGCGGGAGGCGGGAGGCGGUGGACAGACCCGGACCCGGGCGGAGGAGGAACACACCACCGCGCCCUCUCCCUCUCCUGGGCGCUCCGGUCGCCGGCCCCACGUCGCUCGCUUCACCCACCGCACGCAGUUCCGCUGCGAGCGCGAGGAGGCGCAGGGCCCUCGCGGAGCUGGGGCGGAGGUCCUCCUCGCUCCCCCGGCGCCCCAGAGCCGCGGAUUCGCCGCGGAGGACCGCGCCGGGGCUGGAAGCGCCCGCGGCCCCGCGAGUGCCGGCUGCGACAGACUGUGGCCUGAUGGACACCUGGUGUAGACAAUGAGGGAAGAACUCGCCUCCCACACCCAAGAGGUGACCCCAGAGCAAGGCCCAGAUGACCCUACGUGCCGGGACGAUGCGGCUGGCCUGCAUGUUUUCAUCCAUCCUGCUGUUCGGAGCCGCGGGCCUCCUCCUCUUCAUCAGCCUGCAGGACUCCACGGAGCUCACCCCCCAGCAGGUGCCAGGAGUAAAGUUCAACAUCAGGCUACAGCAGCCGCGCGAUGACUUUCCGCCAGGCAGUUCCCAGGAUGGUGUGUUUAAGGCGCCCACAGAGAGGGUCGCCCGAGACGUGUCCAGCCGGGCACCCAGAGGCCUCCGCCUACCGGGGCCUGACGCACCUCAAGGCCGCCCAAACCGGGGGGCCCGUCUGCGGCCCCAGCAGCGCCGCCGCCGGCUGCUGAUCAAGAAAAUGCCCGCGGCGGCGGCCAUCCCGGCCAACAGCUCGGACGGCUCCGCGGCCCGGCCAGCACCGCGGGCCCCGGACGGCCGCUGGGUCAGCCUGCACCAGAGGCAGCGGGAGCGCAAGCGGGUGAUGGGGGAGGCGUGCGCCAAGUACCGCGCCAGCAGCAGCCGCAGGGCGGUCACGCCCCGCCACGUGUCCCGCAUCUUCGUGGAGGACCGCCACCGCGUGCUGUACUGCGAGGUCCCCAAAGCGGGCUGCUCCAACUGGAAGCGGGUGCUCAUGGUGCUGGCCGGGCUGGCCUCGUCCACCGCCGACCUCCAGCACAACACCGUGCACUACGGCGGCGCCCUCAAGCGGCUGGACACCUUCGACCGCCAGGGCAUCCUGCACCGCCUCAGCACCUACACCAAGAUGCUCUUCGUCCGCGAGCCCUUCGAGAGGCUGGUCUCCGCCUUCCGCGACAAGUUCGAGCACCCCAACAGCUACUAUCACCCUGUCUUCGGCAAGGCCAUCCUGGCCCGGUACCGGGCCAACGCCUCUGGGGAAGCCCUGCGGACGGGCUCUGGCGUGCGCUUCCCCGAGUUCGUCCAGUACCUGCUGGACGUGCACCGGCCGGUGGGCAUGGACAUCCACUGGGACCACGUCAGCCGGCUCUGCAGCCCCUGCCUCAUCGACUAUGACUUUGUGGGCAAGUUUGAGAGCAUGGAGGACGAUGCCAACUUCUUCUUGAGCCUCAUCCACGCCCCGCGCAACCUGACCUUCCCCCAGUUCAAGGACCGGCACUCGCAGGAGGCACGGACUACCGCGGGCAUCACCCACCAGUACUUCUCGCAGCUCUCGGCCCCGCAGCGGCAGCGUGCCUACGACUUCUACUACAUGGACUACCUGAUGUUCAACUACUCCAAGCCCUUCGCUGACCUGUACUGAGGGCCUGGCGGCUGCCCGCGGGCACCCUGCCCACCACUCACCUGUCCGAGGGGCAUGUUUCCUUAGCCAGGAGCCGAGAUGUACCCAGAACAACUGGGCUCCGAGGACGUGAGGAGCUGUGGCUGCUGCAGGCCCUGGUGGGGACAGAGGCCCAGGCCUUGGGUGGGGACCCUGGCCCAAGCCUCAGAGCCACUUCCUUCCUUCUUGCCUGAGGAAGGUAUGGAGGGGUGUGAGCUGGACACCCAGGAGUCCCAGCUGCCCACACCCAGCUCAGCCAGGAGUCAGGAUGUCCAGGGAAGCCUGAGGCCCGGGAAUGAGGGCCGGGCGGUAAGGGACCUCCUUCAGUCCCUUCGCCAUUGCCUUGUACCCAACCACAUGGUUUGCAGCUUUUCUGUGACCCAGGAGGAGGUUCCAAAUAAAGCACAUG
This is a messenger RNA of Myotis myotis, 2404 nucleotides long. It is a transcript of the gene CHST8, whose product is annotated as carbohydrate sulfotransferase 8. NCBI's taxonomy places the organism in Eukaryota, Metazoa, Chordata, Mammalia, Chiroptera, Vespertilionidae. Gene Ontology annotation, cellular component: membrane. The transcript is spliced from 4 exons. Gene Ontology annotation, molecular function: sulfotransferase activity. The coding region runs from base 703 to 1977 and encodes 424 amino acids. Gene Ontology annotation, biological process: carbohydrate biosynthetic process; proteoglycan biosynthetic process. The record is from RefSeq and is a predicted model, not a curated record.